GUUUAUUUUUAAGUACAAGUAAAGAAAGAAAAAAAAAUUAUUCGUACAAGUAUAAAAUUAAUUAAGUGAUAAGAGUGAGGAGAUGUCGCUUUGUAAAACAAGAUUACAAGAAGAAAGAAAACAAUGGAGAAAAGAUCAUCCGUUUGGAUUCUUUGCUAAACCUGUAAAGGAUACUGAUGGAUCACUUAAUUUAAAAGUAUGGAAUGCAGGUAUACCAGGAAAAUCAACAACAAUAUGGCAAGAUGCAGUAUAUCCUGUAACUAUAAACUUCCCUGAUGAAUAUCCUUCAAAACCUCCUAAAGUAAAAUUCCCGGCUGGAUUUUAUCAUCCAAAUGUUUAUCCAAGUGGAACAAUUUGUCUUUCAAUUUUAAAUGAAGAACAAGAUUGGAGACCCGCUAUAACUUUAAAACAAAUUGUUUUAGGAGUUCAAGAAUUAUUAGAUUCACCAAAUCCUGAAUCUCCCGCACAAGAACCUGCAUGGAAAGCAUUUAGUAAAGAUAGAUCACUUUAUGAAAAGAAAGUUAAAGAACAAGCUAAGAAGUAUGCUAGUGCUGAUCAUAAUUAAAUGGGGACAAUGGAUAGGCUAAACUAAGCUAAACUAAAUUAAGCUAAGCUAAGCUAAGGCUAAUCAACGGAAAUGAUUUAGUGGCUGGCAGCUGAGUCAAUUAUUGAUUUUCGAUAAACUAUUGAUUAUAGAAUAAGAAUAAUAUUCUAAUUAUAUAUAUAUAUAUAUGCCUCUGUUAGAUGGAUGUAUAUAUGUAUGUUGUGUAAUAUAUAACAGAGCUAUAAAGCUUUGGUAAAUGAGAUCUUUUUUUUAUAUAUGUUAAUGACUAACUAAAUAAGUAAAUACAUAUUUGUAUAUAUAUAUAUAUAUAUAUAUAUGGAUAGGCUAAACUAAGCUAAA
Molecule: messenger RNA, 904 nt
Organism: Scheffersomyces amazonensis
Lineage: Eukaryota; Fungi; Ascomycota; Pichiomycetes; Serinales; Debaryomycetaceae
Product: E2 SUMO-conjugating protein
Exons: 1
Coding region: 83-565 (160 amino acids)
Biological process (GO): protein sumoylation
Cellular component (GO): nucleus
Molecular function (GO): SUMO conjugating enzyme activity
Source: RefSeq, a predicted model, not a curated record